Brassica rapa (field mustard) is the source of this 5028-nucleotide messenger RNA. RefSeq names its product ethylene-responsive transcription factor ERF035. Gene Ontology annotation, biological process: regulation of DNA-templated transcription. The record is from RefSeq and is a predicted model, not a curated record. Gene Ontology annotation, molecular function: DNA-binding transcription factor activity; DNA binding. NCBI's taxonomy places the organism in Eukaryota, Viridiplantae, Streptophyta, Magnoliopsida, Brassicales, Brassicaceae.
CAAGUUGAAAAAAGGAAAACAAGUUAGCACAUUAAACUUUACUAUGAAUUUGAAAGCAGCUAUAUUUAGGCGAGACAGAGCUGGUUUUGAAAAUUUAAAAUUUUUUAAAUUUUAAUUUUUUAAAGAAUCUAAAACUUAUAUAUAUUACUUUUUACAAAAUUGGAAGUCAAGACAAAAUACACACGUAAACUUAUAAAUGUUAAACUUUCAUAGCGUUAUGUCGAAACCUGCUCUAAGGCUAGGUUCAAAAUUUCAAAUACUAUCAUCAUGUUUACGUGUGUUUAGCUUCUAAACUGACCUCAUCGUUAGUCGUUAAAACUGACACUUGAAUGCGAGAGGCAUUGUUAGAUUUAAGUUGAAAAAUAAUUCUUAAAACAAAAAAAAUUCUCUAAAAGAAUUAUAUUUCUUAAAAAAUAAUAGAGCCAUCGGUUUUGACUAAGGGUGUCACUACUCAUUACAUUAGGGUCGUUGGUUUGGUUGCCGCAGGUACCAGCGGUAGCGGCAGCGUCAACAUUCUGCGUCAACUCUUGUUCGUUUCGUUGACGCAGGAAGCUGCGUCUGACGCCGCGUCCGAACACCGCGUCCUACGGCUGACGCCGAUAAAACAUGCGGUCGCAAUAUAACAUGCGACAGCGUCAGUGGCAGCGUCAGCGUCUGCGAAACGAACAACAACCGUCCUUAUUGACGCUGUCGGCAACCAAACGAACAAGGCUAUUAUAGUUAUAAUAUAUAAAUAAAUAUUAGGUCUGGCCGAAGGGAAAAAAAAAGGAGGUAUGGCCGAAGGAAAUAUUUGGUAUGGCCCAGAAAAAUGCUAGGUUCGACCAAUUCUGGUGAGGAUUGUUUUUAAAUUUAGAAAUGGAUUCAUGUAUCUAAAUGGAUUCAUGUAUGCGGUUUGUGUUUACAUGUAAUGAUUGUAAUCAUAAUCAGAUUUCCUAAGUGUAUCUCAUCUUCUGGCGUGUGUACAUUGUAUUUUAGUUGAAUUGCAUUUUAGUUGUAUUGUACGUGUGUAUUUCUUGGGUUAAAUUGUACGUGUGUAGGUUUUUUUGUUUUUACCCUAAAAUUGUUUUGCAACUUUAUAGUCUAGGUAUUAAUCUUGUUAUUCACAAUUGUAAUUGUAGAUUUGUGGUUGUUUACUUUUUAAAUAGAGUACUUAACAGCUUUUGUGGCUUUUCUUUACAGGUGAGGACAGCUGAAAUAUAAGUGUAGCACAUGUGUUCUAAACACAUGUUUUCCUUGUUAAUGACAGUCGUUUUGUUGUAAAUCACAGUCUUACAAAUGAAUAUUCAUCAUUGUAAGAAUAUAUAUGAAUAUUAUAUCAAUAAAGAGUUGACACUUGACAGUACUCAAGGUUCUUCAUUCUUCAGCAACAACAUAAAAGGCAAGACAAAUGUGUGUAUAUAUUUUAAUAUCUAAAACCAGAAAAUAAACUAAUAAUAAUCAUGGAGUACAUUAGUACAGUACUGUUCAAUGAUUUCAAUUGUAAAGCUGGUUUCUCUUUAAUGUUUUGUUAGUCAUUUUAAUUUAUUCAUUAGCAAAUUAAAGUGUUUUUAGCAAAUUAAAGUGUUUACUAUAGUGGCGCCCAACCGUUAAAAAAGGACACACAUAUACAUGUAGGAUGUAGCCCUUAUAUCUACAACAUAUCUUCAGAUUUAAGCGUAUUAAUGAAAAGUUAAAUUAUAGCCAGCUCAAUCAGUCGAAAAUACAUUGUAGAGGUUUAGAUUGAAGAUUCCGCAAGAAACAUCUUAAAGUAAUAAUAUUAACUCAUUAAACAUCUUAGGGAUGGAGUUUCCCUAUACCCUCAAAAUAAUGCUCAUCUUCUGUUUAAGCGAUGUGCUUGCUCGGGUGUUCCUCUCUCCGUGAUGGCUGCAGAUUAGGAGGUCUUUCACCAGCCGUUCUUGAGGAGCCAAUUUUUUAAGAACUGAUCAUCAGGCAUUGCCGAAUUCUACCGGGUUCAGUUCUCGGUUUAACUGUGGUUUCUCUUUUGUGACAAGUGUUUGUUCUAAGUUUGAUGUAUCCUCUAGUUAAAUGCUCUGCUCGUAGUUGGUCUCUGCUCAGCUUAGAUUGAGUCUUAGUCUCUUAGAUAGAGUGUGUCUAGUGUCUGUUCCUUGUUGUCUUUGUUCUUCUGUCAAAACAUAAAAUGGUAAUAAAAUUUAACAUUUUUACCAAAAAAAAACUCAUUUUACAAGAGCUAGCAACGAUAUUAAUAAAUUUAAUUAAAAAAAGGUAAAUAUGAAAAAUUUAAUAAAUUGAUUGUGAAGAAUAAGAAAAUAAAAGCUGAGCAUGGGUAAAAGACUAAAAGACUAAGGGGUCGGUUGAUAACGUGAUUCUCGUGGUUUGAAUUGUUUUUACUUUUUACUAAUUUGACUAUUGUGUAUUACCAACGUCCAAGUUAAUUAGUACACUAGAUCUCGACUCGCGCAACCGCGCGGAUUUUUAUUUUCAUUUAUUUUUAUAUAAACAUUUUGUUUUUAAUUCUACAUUGGUAUAUAUUAAUAUAAUUUUAUCGUAUAUUUUUAAAACAUAAUAAUUUUAUCGUAUAUUUUUUUUAUUGAAUUGGUUGUUUCCAGAUCACGUUUUUUUUUGCUAGAAAAAGAUUGAUAAUUAUUUAAUUCCUAUAAUGUAGUAGACAUAUUAUUUAGUUCCUAUAAUCUAGAAAGUGAGUUAUUUAGAUCUAUAAUAAUAAUAAUAUUAGAAAUUGAAUGUAACAUGACUUUCUAGUAAUAGGUUCAUUAAGUCAAUUUUUUAAAAAAUUACACAUGAGUCAAAGUUGUGACUUCUCUUUUAAUAUAUAAGAUACGUCAAAUUCCUUGUAAAGCAAAGUGGGCCAACUCAAACUUUAAUAUAGUAUUUUUCUUACUUAUUAUAUACAGUACUAUAUAAAAUUGUAUAGUGAAGAAGAUAAAAAGUAGCCACUGCACAUUGUACUGUUACUUAUUGAUAAUAAUGACGUCACACAACUCAAAGCCAAAGUUCGUGGGUUAUUAAGGUGACGCACAUGCACGAUGGUCGGUCCAUAUAUAAGACGAGAAACAUUUCAACCAAUGCCGUCUUAGACCAUCUCUAAUGUAUUUUGCUAUUUUCACCUCCAAAAUAGGGGAACUCUAUAAUAGAGGUGAGAUAUGCUCCAAUGUAUUCCCUUAAAAUAGCAAUCUCUAAAAUAUAGAGUAAAAAAUAGAGGAAUGUUAUUUUUUCCUCUAUAAAUAGAGGAAAAAAUAGAGAUCUCUAUUAUAGAGGAAGAAAUAGAGGUGGGUUGGAGCAAUUUCACCUCUAAAUGCUAUUAUAGAUGUGAAAAUAACAAUGGGUUGGAGAUGCUCUAAAUAUUAUUCGAUUUUAGUUUUUUUUUCUUUUCUUCUGGCAUAUAGAAUAUGAUUUUAUUAAAUAAAGAGACACGUUAUUCCCAUUUAAUUUCACAUGGGUAUAAGUUAUUCGCAGUAAAUGGUGGACAGUAGAUUGGCCAUCCGGACCCAGUUUUAACGAAAUAAUAAAGAUAUGCUUUUAUAUACGACUGUCAUGUUUCUUUCUCUAUAAUACGAAACAAGGAGCUUAUUAAAUACUACAACUUGGAAGAAUAUUAAUAGCAGCUCACUUCAGGUUGCAACCUAUAGCUUUAUCUCUCUCUCUCACACUCAAAUGGAAAAACAAAUCAACAUAGAGAGUAGUGUUACUCAUCAUCAAGACAAUGUAACAACCUCCACCGUUGCCCCCAUGACAUCUUCGUCGGAAUCUUGGUCUUCAUCCAAAAGAGCGUUAGUGCAGGACAAUGAAGCUGGCGGAAAACGUAGGAAGAGCAACGGUCGAGAUGGUAACGAGAAUCCGACGCCGUAUAGAGGAGUAAGGAAGAGGAGCUGGGGAAAAUGGGUGUCAGAGAUUAGAGAGCCAAAGAAGAAGUCAAGAAUAUGGCUUGGGACUUAUCCAACGGCUGAGAUGGCAGCUCGAGCUCAUGACGUAGCGGCUUUAGCCAUUAAAGGCAACUCCGGUUAUCUCAACUUCCCGGAAUUAUCCGGUUUACUUCCUCGUCCGGUUAGCUGCUCUCCCAAGGAUAUACAAGCCGCAGCUGCCAAAGCCGCAGAAACCACAUGGCAAGAACCGGUUAUCCAUGAGAAACUAGUCGAGGAGCUAAGCCAUUCUGAGUUGUCUACGGCUGAUCAGUCUUCGACUUCCAGCAGUUUCAUUUUUUCUUCGGACACUUCGGAGACUUCGAGUACGGACAAGGAAAGCAACGAAGAGACGGUGUUUGAUUUGCCGGAUCUUUUCACGGAAGGACUUCUGAACCAAAAUGACGCGUUUCGUUAUUACGACAGCACGUCCACAUGGCAGCUUUUCGGAGAUGAUGUGGUGUUCCGGCUUGAAGAGCCGUUCACUUGGCUAGAUGUAUAGUUCCAUGCACGAUGGUUUUACUUUUAACUAAUUUUCAGUAUAUAUAUUUUUUGUUUUUCGUUAUGUUUUCUACAUUUGAGUGUGUUAUUAAUUACUUUGCGAUAAAAUGAGCUCGUUUUGAAUAAUUGUCAGUGUUUAAAAAUUGAAGUAAUGUAAGUGAAUCUAAUAAGUGGCAGUGGCAUAACGUAUUUUAGCAUAAAAAUAAACACAGGAAAACAAGAAGACAACGUUAGUUGAUAGUGACACUCUUGAACUUUUAAGCCUUUUCUUGCAUUCUCGCUCACCACUAGAUUUAGAGAAUGUUAAAGAGUGUAGACGAAUUUUGACUCCAAGAGCAUAGCAUCCCCUUACGACACAUGUAUAUUAAUUGAAUAAUUGGACAUAAUUAAUCUAUGUUCUCGACAUUUAUAUUAAUUAGUUUAGGGAUAAUCUGUGGAAAAAUUAACAUAUUCGGUCUCUAGCUAGCAGUCCCUAGUGCGUUCUAAGUUUGACUAGAUAAAGUUUAAUUAAUAUUAGCUUAGUGGUAAACUAGUGAAAAUUUGGUAAUGAUUAAUUAUAUAACCGUAAACUUUUUUCAUUAAUACACACUAAUUAUAUAGUUUGUUUUAAAAGGUAAAAUUAAAAUGCCGGAUAAAAGACUAUAUACAUAAA